AUGGAUACAGACAUCGUGGUAAACGAAAAGUUUGACUUUAUAAUGCUAAAUAUUGCUAAAGAAUGUGGAGACAUUAACAGUUUGAUGAACCAUUUCUUCUCCUUCCUGUUGCGUAAAACAGACUUUAUUACCAACUCGAAAAACAUAGAACAAUGUGAAGAGAUCGUUUUGAAAACGCUCAGGAAGUACUACAAACGCAAGGAAGAAUAUGUGAAAAAAUUAAAAAUGGAAUACGAAAAAAUGGAUGAAGAAAAAAAAAAAAUAUACGAAAGGGAACACAGUAACAGUAAUAGUGGGAAAGACGAAAUAAACGGGAAGAAGAAAAGCACAAAUUCAAAAAUGAACAAUAAUAUGAAAAACGUAAAUACAACAUCUCCUUUGGACAACAUGCAGAAGGAAAAGCGUGUUGUAGAAAUUGAUGAGGAUGGAAAUAUUGGAAACGAAGAGUUAGCCAUUAAUCAACACCUUCCGAACGGAAAAGGGGACUCCAAAAAAGACGGAGGUGAAAAGAGAACCUCUCCUAUUAGUGAAUAUUCCAGCAAAGCGAAAGCGAAGAAUGAAGGGAAAGCAAAUAAAUCAGAGGAAUCCGACGAGGACACUAAUGAUGAACCACCUAAGGGAAAUGGUGGACAAACAGAAAAAUACACAUGGACGCAAACUAUAAACAGUCUCGAUAUGUACAUAAAUCUGGACCAAAAGGUAAAAACGAAAGAUAUAAAGUUGGAAAUAACGUACAAGAAAUUGUAUGUGAGUGUUAAAAACGAAGUUAUUAUUGAUGGAGAAUUUUAUAAACAUAUAAAACCAGAGGAUUCCAUUUGGACCUUGGAAGAUAAUAGAGUUAUUCAUGUGUGCAUUGAAAAGCUAAACGGAAUGGAGUGGUGGUCUACCGUUAUUAAGGGCGACUCCGAAAUUGACGUUAAAAAAAUCGUUCCAGAAAAUUCCAGGAUGGAAGACCUCGAUGCGGAGACUAGGUCCGUGGUCGAAAAAAUGCUCUACGACCAGAGGCAGAAGGCUAUGAAUUUACCCACAUCUGAUGAACAGAAGAAGUUUGAAAUUUUUGAGAAGUUCAAGAAAAUGCACCCAGAGAUGGAUUUUUCCAAGGCUAACAUUAACUACGGUAGUUCCAACCCGAACAACAUGUUCUUUGGCAGAUAA
This is a messenger RNA of Plasmodium knowlesi strain H, 1155 nucleotides long. RefSeq names its product nuclear movement protein, putative. Bases 1 to 1155 code for a protein of 384 amino acids. Gene Ontology annotation, biological process: protein folding. The record is from RefSeq and is a predicted model, not a curated record. The transcript has a single exon. Gene Ontology annotation, cellular component: cytoplasm. Lineage: Eukaryota; Apicomplexa; Aconoidasida; Haemosporida; Plasmodiidae.